Molecule: messenger RNA, 468 nt
Organism: Prunus armeniaca (apricot)
Lineage: Eukaryota; Viridiplantae; Streptophyta; Magnoliopsida; Rosales; Rosaceae
Source: the annotation of a GenBank genome assembly
AUGGCCAUGGGAGACGAAUCAUGUUUGGUGCAUGGCCCAAUGAUUGGCGCGUCCGUACAUUUGGGCGAUCCCGAGGGCAUUUCUGUCCGUGAAAAAUAUUAUACCCUUCUUUUGGUUAUUGCGCUUGCCGUUUAUGGACCAUUCCAUCUUCUUCCCGAGUUUGACAACGGAAAGCGCAGCUGCCGGAGGAGAUUGGCCGAUCACAAUCGUCGCAGGCGAAAAACUCAGCAAACAAAUCAAGAGAAUCACAACUCACAAGUACAGCAGCUAGUGGAAAAUGCCCGGAAUUCUUCUUCAGAUAAUGUUGCAAGGUCUCCGCCUGAGUCGGCAGCUCAUUCGGCGUCCUCUGUGACCGUGGCCCUGUCGCCGCCAAGAAUGACGUUGGAUUGUUUUAGGCAAAGACCCUAUCAAGCUGCUGCCACAACUUCUUCAGGGUCAUCAAGCUCACUUUUUUUCUCAAGUGGGUAA